CAACAAUCCGUAGUUAUUGCACAUAGCGGCGCAUGUGCAUUACGGAAGGUGAAGACAGCUAGCUGGCUAGGUCAAUUUUAAAACACGAAUAAGUACUGUUUGUUUGACAUGCGUGCCGAUUUACGUUGAAUUUAAGUAGUUAUCCUUUGACGCGUAUAAUAUUUUGCCAGACGCAGUCAACUAAGUUAACCAAUUCCACCAAAAAGGAGGUGGCUUGGUUUAAUAUCAGCGGUCCACAGCAUUGAGAGCCGCAACGGGAUGGCCAGUGUGCUCUGUACCAGAGCCAGGCUGGUGUCCUACCUGCCCGGUCUGCAUGUCCUGGUGAGACGCAUCGCUGGGACCCGGAGCUUCUCUGGAGCCGGCUCCUCUGGCUCUGACGAGCCCUACAUAGCCAGCAUUCCUCCUGACAUUGGGCUCAGGACUGUAUGGCCGGACGAGACCAUGGGCCCGUUCGGGCCCCAAGACCAGCGCUUUCAGUUGCCCGGCAACGCGGGCUUCGACUCCCACCUGGAGGGCACGGCGGAGCAGCAGAGCAGAGUCCCGGUCCACCGGGCGCUUCCGGACGUGCUGUCCGCCCCCUCCAGCAGCGAGAGGCACGAGUUCAUCCUGGCCCAGUUUGUAGGAGAGUUCCACGGCAAAGAGGCCCCUACCUCUCCCCAGAAGGUGAACAAAGCAGAGCAGUACUUCGACAGCUCCAGUGUGGAGUGUGCCAUUCAGACCUGCCCUGAGCUGCUCAAGAAAGAUUUUCAGUCUAUGUUUCCCGAGGCCCCUUCCAGGGGCCUGACGGUUGUCACGGUGACGCAGAAGACGAAGAACGACAUGACUUCUUGGUGUCAGGAAGUGGACAGCGAGAGGGAGUCCAUGCUGGACAACUUUGUGUCUGGGGCCAGGGAGAUCUGCUACGCCCUGAGGACGGAGGGCUUCUGGGCUGACUUCAUCGAUCCCUCCUCCGGCAUGGCGUUCUUCGGCUCCUACACCAACAACACGCUGUUUGAGACGGACGAGCGCUACCGCCAGCUGGGCUUCCAGAUCGAGGACCUGGGCUGCUGCAAGGUGAUCCGCCACGCCCUGUGGGGCACGCACGUGUUCGUGGGCUCCCUGUUCACCGACGCGCCGCCCGGGAGCGCCAUCAUGAAGAAGCUGCAGGGGAACUGAGCCCUGACCCCUCCCCCACCCACCCGAGGAGGGAGGGCUGGACGCCAAACACGUGGCGUUUUGUUUAGGUGUAGGGGACCCUCGGCAGCCGAACACGACACUGGCGUUACGGCCGGCAGAUGAUCCACACUGGUGUUCUUUGGAAGAUUUUUAAUUGGGGAAUCUACUUUAUGAUUUUAUUUUGGUACUAAAUACCUUACCUGUGUAACAUGUAUUUAUUGUUCAUGAUUUAUGUUAUGCUGAGACUCCCACCCCACCCCCCUUAUUUAAACAGUAGCACGUUAGAGGGGGAUGAUAGAAUGUGAAAUAGCUUCAGAGAUCUAUUUUUCUCAUUUCAACCUAGCAGUGUGAGUGCAGCGAAAAGAGCUGCCAUUACUGGAGGAGUCGAGCACCACCCCAAACGCUGGUGACGUUCGUCUCUAAAAACUAUUUUUCCAUGUUGCCUUUCAAAGGGCGAAGCGAGGACCUGGUUUGAGUAAAGCUCCUGAAGUGCUGAGAUGAACACACCUGUCUAGAGGG
This is a messenger RNA of Osmerus eperlanus (European smelt), 1674 nucleotides long. RefSeq names its product metabolism of cobalamin associated Db (gene mmadhcb). The transcript is spliced from 8 exons. NCBI's taxonomy places the organism in Eukaryota, Metazoa, Chordata, Actinopteri, Osmeriformes, Osmeridae. Gene Ontology annotation, cellular component: mitochondrion. The record is from RefSeq and is a predicted model, not a curated record. Gene Ontology annotation, biological process: cobalamin metabolic process. The coding region runs from base 259 to 1155 and encodes 298 amino acids.